AGGCGGUGGAGUGAGAGGCGUUGGAUGUGAAAAGGGAAUGAGAGUUUAAGAAGAGAGAGGAGGGAUCGAUCUGAGGCUUUGGCUUUGGCGCAAUUGAUUGAAACAUAAAUAAGAGAAAGCGUGUGCAAUUGCAAUGGAAAGCUAUCGCUGUUAGGGUUUCACGCACAUUGCAUUCGCCACCUCUCACCUCAGUUCUCGCUCUAAAUCCAGGUUCUCAAUUCCUUAGGGUUUCGCACAUUUUCCUUUUCCUCCCUCGAGAUCUAGGGUUUAUGCUUCCAUUUUUUCAUUUCCUUUUCCGCAUUUCUUUCGUUUUUUCUUUCUCUCCUCGAUUAUAAAUAAUGUGCCUGCAUUGCUCACUCCGGACUGCGGGAUAGGAUUUUGAGGAAUCUCGCUUCAUUCGUCCAAUAUUCAUCAUGAUUGCUCUUUCACCGUGAAACCGGAAACAGCCCCUCAUUUUUGUCUCGGUUAGGGUAUGAGACAAGUACACCCGUCACUGGGUUUUAUGAUAUUUUGCUUUAAGAUUUGGAGGAUAAGACUUGAUUUGUGCUUCUGGGGAUUGGGGCUUUUUCAGAGAUUGCUGUGUGGGAGUGAAAUCUCUUCUCGGAGUUGAUAUGUGCAGUUGUUGGACUUUUAUCUUAUGGCACCAACUGUACCUAUAGAGUUUGCUGGACAAAAGGAAUCCAGAAAGUACUCUCAUUCGCAGGUCAUGGGCAAGUCUAGGAAAUACUCCAAGGGUUAUGCUACUGGCUUUGUUCCCGAUUUUCGGCAUGCUGUAGAGACUAUGGGUGAAUCAGAAGGGUUGGGUAGCUUGGGUAGGGUUGAUUUAGAGAGGACGGCUUCCGCUGAUUCUUGUGCACCCAAGAGGAAAUGUGUUGGUUCCAAUGCUGGCGGUUAUGGUAGUUUUGAUGUACCGUUUCAACUUUUCUCCUUGUCCAAGAUGUCGGGCUUUGAGAGGAAGGAUCUGAAACUGAGGUUGGCUUGGGAGCUUGAACAAGUGAGGGAGCUUCAGAAGAAAUACGAUGGUAUGAGCUCUAAUGUUGUUGGAUUGUCUCCUUCCAGUGACAUAAGGAGCUGCAGUGCUGGACAGAAGAGGCCUAAGUUGGAUAGCCAGCAUAUGACAACGGAAGGAUCGAUGCAGCUGCAUAGUAAGAAAAGGCCCUUACCGGGGCAUAGUGGUCCCAAGACAAAGAAGAGUAUGUCUGGGCGUUUUGAAAAUGCGAAACCUGCUGCUGCACCAGUGACUACUUCGAAUGCUACAUUUAUGAAACCGUGUGAGACAUUGCUUAACCGAUUGAUGUCCCAUCAAUUUGGUUGGGUUUUUAACACUCCAGUUGAUGUUGUUAAAUUGAACAUUCCGGAUUAUUUCACUGUCAUCAAGCAUCCAAUGGAUUUGGGUACUGUGAAGAGGAGAAUAACUUCUGGUGACUAUUCAAAUCCCAUGGAUUUUGCUGCUGAUGUGCGGCUGACUUUCUCAAAUGCAAUGACAUAUAAUCCACCAGGCAAUGAUGUACACAUCAUGGCAGAUACCCUUAGUAAAUUUUUUGAAACGAGAUGGAAGGCCAUAGAGAAGAAAAUUCCUGUUAUUGAUUGUGUCCCAUCUGAGCCUUCUAGACCUACUCGUGUGGAAACAGAAAUUUCUGACCGAGUUCCUCCCACAAAAAAGAAGAAAGUAACGCCAAAUGAUACUAAUGUCAAGCCAGAGCCUGUUAAAAGAAUCAUGUCUGCCGAGGAGAAGCAUAAAUUGAGUAUAGAGUUGGAGUCAUUGAUUGGAGAGCUCCCUGACACCAUUGUUGAUUUCUUGAGAGAGCAAACUUAUAAUGCAGGGCAAACCAAUGAUGAAGAAAUUGAGAUUGAUAUCGAUGCUCUCAGUGAUGAUACUUUAUUCAAACUGCGGAAGCAUCUUGAUGAUUAUAUACUGGACAAGCAAAGAUCCCAGGCAAAAGCUGGACAGUGUGAAAUGGAGCUUGUGAAUGAAUCAGGAUUCAGCAAUUCAUCAAUUCAGCCAUGCAAAGGCAAUGAACAGGUUGUGGAGGAUUUGGACACUGUUGGUGGGAAUGAUCCUCCUAUUUCAAAUUAUCCUCCAUUAGAGAUUGAAAAAGAUGGAACCAAUAGAAACAGAAAAUGCAGUAGCUCAAGCAGCUCUAGUAGUGAUUCUGGCUCUUCAUCCAGUGGUUCGUAUUCAGACUCUGGAAGUUCACCUGGUAAUGAGUUGGAUAUGAUGCCUAAAGCAUCAGAACCUCUCAGUGCAACCAAGGAAAAUUUAGGAUCUGGCUUGACUUCAGAUCAAAACAAAGGGGAUCCUGGUAAUUCAGAAACUGGAAAGGAUUCAACAAAUGUGGGAGGCCAGGUUGAGCAGAGUUCCCAGACUAAGCCUGUUGCUACUGAGCCAGAAAGCCAUCAAGAGGGGGAGAGUGCUGCAUCUAAGAGGCAAGUCUCUCCUGAAAAGCUCUACCGUGCAGCUUUAUUAAGGAGCCGUUUUGCUGACACCAUACUUAAAGCUCAAGAGAAGGCCCUUGAAAAGGAUGAAAAGCGAGAUCCUGAAAAACUUAGGAUAGAGCGAGAAGAUCUUGAAAGGCGGCAGAGAGAAGAGAAAGCUCGGUUGCAGGCAGAGGCCAAAGCUGCAGAAGAAGCUCGGAAGAAAGCUGAAGCAGAAGCUGCAGCCGAAGCCAAAAGGAAAAGGGAACUGGAAAGAGAAGCAGCCCGUCAGGCUUUACAAAAGAUGGAGAAAACUGUUGAAAUCAAUGAGAGCAGUCAAUUUUUGGAAGAUCUAGAGAUGCUGAGUUCUGUACAUGAUGAACGAAUGCCAAGUUUCAAAGAGGAGACAAACGCGGAUGAACCUGAAAAUGGAUUGGGCAGGAUCAAGCUACAGGGAAAUCCCUUAGAACAACUAGGAUUGUACAUGAAGGCCGACGAUGAUGAUGAGGAGGAGGAUGAUCUGUCACCGGCUGUAGGACCAUCAAAUGAUGUGGAAGAAGGAGAAAUUGAUUGAUUUGUUCCCCUUGAUUUCCAUUAUUUUGAGCAAAUUAUAAAUGGUGAUUCUUGGGAGCAGUUGCUGGACUGGGGAUCCUACUUUUUUUGUGGCUAUGGGUUGCAGAGUAUAAUCAUUAUUUGUAUGGUCUGAUUCUGGUCCACACCUAAGUUUGAAGAUGGGAUAGCAAAAAUUUAUAGCAAAUGAGUGAAGAUUGAAUUUGUUUUUGCUUUUCUGAUUAAUUUUUGGUUUUAAUUUGGGCAAUUAUUUCUGAAAAUGUGGAUAGCAAGCUCGCAGCCCCCGUUUAUUGAAGGGCUGGAUGGAAAGUUUGUAUCGGUCAGGAUAUGUCCAAUUUUGCUUGUAAAAAGGAACUCAUUUGUAAGGAGUUCUAUGUCUGACCUCAAGUAGUUAGAUUCUCUGACAAUGUAAAAUAUUUUAGAGCCAAGGUAAAAUCAAUUCUUUCUAUUUAUUUUUUC
Cajanus cajan (pigeon pea) is the source of this 3444-nucleotide messenger RNA. The record is from RefSeq and is a predicted model, not a curated record. NCBI's taxonomy places the organism in Eukaryota, Viridiplantae, Streptophyta, Magnoliopsida, Fabales, Fabaceae.